UGAGAAGCUUAAAGCAGUUGGCCCUAACCCGUUGAGGUGUCUCGUAUGAGAAGCGAAGUUCAGUUGGCGGGAAACUGAAAGUUGGAAGCGCCGAAAUGGGAUCGGAAAGCGUGGUUCCGAAAUGGGCUUCUCAGCCUUGCAUUAUGGGAAUCGACGAAGCCGGUAGAGGCCCGGUUUUGGGUCCCAUGGUCUAUGCUUGCUUAUACUGCGCUCCCUCAAAGAAGACAAGAGGGAAGAACUCUUUGAAGCUCUCAAAUCCAAUGACUCUCUUGCUUGGGCCGUUGACGUCAUCGAUCCCAGGGACCUCUCCGCUAAAAUGCUCCAGAAGAACAAGAUUAACUUGAAUGAGAUUUCACAUGAUUCUGCUAUGGGCCUCAUUCAUAGGGUUCUCAAAUUGGGAGUGCUCUUAACCGAGGUUUAUAUAGAUACAGUUGGAGAUCCAGGGAAAUACGAAGUGAAGCUAUCUAAAGUUUUUCCGUCUAUCAAAUUUGUUGUUGCAAAGAAGGCUGAUAGUCUUUAUCCUGUUGUUAGUGGUGCAAGUAUUGUUGCAAAGGUCACAAGGGACAGGGCUUUAAGAGAUUGGGUUCUUGAUGAGAGUGUCAAAAACAUGCACAGAAACUUUGGCUCUGGAUAUCCUGGAGAUCCCCAAACCAAGUCUUGGCUAGAAGAUCACAAGCAUCCGAUCUUUGGAUUUCCGACAUUGGUCCGGUUUAGUUGGGGAACCUGCAAUACCUAUUUUAAAGAUGGUGCGGAGGUCUUAUGGGAGUCUGACAAAACGGAUGAAGAUGGUGGCAACAAUAACAGCAAUGGCAAGCGGCAGUUGAAGCUAAGCCAUGUGGGUUUCACCACAUCCAAGAGGAGAAGUGAAGAAAUAGAAUCAAGUGGUAAAGGACGCUGUAGGUUUUUCCAGUCCAGGAAACUUGAGCAACUCACUUAUUUCCAAAAAUAAUGCUUCAUUGUUGCACCUUGUGCUUAUGUCAUCUUUGUUGUAGCUACAUUAUAUGGAGUUUGGAUAACAUGUUAUGUGUAUAAAUUUCCUAGAACUAUAUAACAACUAUCAGAUGUUUACUGAACUUGCACUCUAUCAAAGUGAGAAUUCAAUUGGUAUUGAUAUUUGUAAGUUGAAUU
Molecule: messenger RNA, 1128 nt
Organism: Arachis duranensis
Lineage: Eukaryota; Viridiplantae; Streptophyta; Magnoliopsida; Fabales; Fabaceae
Product: ribonuclease H2 subunit A
Biological process (GO): DNA replication, removal of RNA primer; mismatch repair
Cellular component (GO): ribonuclease H2 complex
Molecular function (GO): RNA binding; RNA-DNA hybrid ribonuclease activity
Source: RefSeq, a predicted model, not a curated record